Molecule: messenger RNA, 7639 nt
Organism: Cyprinus carpio (common carp)
Lineage: Eukaryota; Metazoa; Chordata; Actinopteri; Cypriniformes; Cyprinidae
Product: zinc finger E-box-binding homeobox 1-like
Biological process (GO): anatomical structure development; regulation of transcription by RNA polymerase II
Molecular function (GO): RNA polymerase II cis-regulatory region sequence-specific DNA binding; DNA-binding transcription factor activity, RNA polymerase II-specific
Source: RefSeq, a predicted model, not a curated record
UUUUCCAUCUUUGGACUAGUUAAUGACGACUUAUGAAGUUGUGUACUAUGGGAGCGGGCUGGGCUGUCCCAGUGUGCUGCACCGUUAUACCUGAGUCUGCCCGGUCUGUUAUACGGAAGGACGCACGUCUCGUGCACUCGCUGCGUGUGCGUUAAACUACUUCGAUUCAAGACACAAUUCAUUAUUUUAGAGUUCGUCUUGAUCAAAAACUUGAGUGAAUCAAAUAGUGCUGCACUCAUUCAAAAAUACAGUAUAGAUACAAAGCUAAAGCAUAAUCUUUUAUUGCAUUUAAAUGACGUCUCUAGUGGGAUUCUUGACAGUUGUUGGUGCCACAAGUUACUCACAAAUUUAAUAAAACACUUAAAAGGACAGUUCAUCACAAAAAAUCUGUUAUCAUUUAACAUGUUGUUUCAAACCUGUGUGUCUAGGAAAUGUAGAAUGACAGUUUCAGUCACCAUUCACUCUCACUUCACAAUAUGUAAUAAAAAUGAACGGAGACGGUCUCUCAUAUAAUUUGAGAAUAUUCAUUUUUGGGUGCACUAUCCCUUUAAGAGCGUCCAGUCCUGAGUCUUAAAAGCGAGCAAUCUUUAGCUGAAUGCUAUUUCUAGAUUUUACAAGAUAAUAUUUUUAUUUAUUUUAUUUAAUAGCAAACAACACUUUGCCAUAUUAUAAAAACUGUUUUCUUUCUAAUUAAAUAUAUAGCUUUUGUCAUUUCCUCAGAGCAGAAAUUUUUGCAUUCUGCAAUGAACGUAUUCGUGUGCGAUCUUACAUAAGAGUUACUAAAGUAAUUUUAAAAGUACAUAAUGCUGUCAUCCACUUCUUAUCUAAACAGCCACGCCCAACACUGAAUAGAUGCUGACUUCUAGUUUGACGUCGCUUUCUCUUUAAAUAACCUUUCCGGUAAUCCGGUAAUAUAGUCCGCCGUGCAGUUAUGAGCACCGAGCUACCUUUUCCUGUGCGUGCGUGUGACAACGAGCGCGGAUCCGCUCGCGACGUAAUACGCUCAGGAGCCGUCAACGUGUUUACCUGAACGGUGAGGAGACAACGGAGCGAGCCAAUGUCCUCUUUUACCGUUCAUCGCACUCCUCGCGUGUCCAGAGCCGUGACUGCACAGACGGUUGAGGGGAAUCGGUGCGUGAAACGCGAUCUGCCCGAGCGAAGCGCGAGAGAGGCGCCCAGCACACGCCACGGCAAAUGGCAACUUGUGCAGUGAGGAGUUUUAGCAGCGUGCCAGAGGCGACCUCAGAUUCAGAUGAUGAAGACAAACUGCACAUUGCAGAGGAGGACAGUAUUGCUGACGAUCCCGACCAAAAGUCCUCAGUAUUCCAGCUCAAAGCAGCACGGCAGCUCUCUGAAACAUCCACACAGGACGAUGGCAGCCUGGGGCCAGAUACUUUAAUACAAGAAAUAAGAGUCAAAGAGGAGUGUGUCACUGAUGAGGAAGAGGGUGCUGAUGAUGAAGUGGACGGUGAGGAAAAGCAGACGGAAACAGAGCAUGUUUACUCAGACGUCCCAGAGGAGAGAACACCAGAGCGAGGGGUCCACGAUGAGAACGGUACUCCUGACGCAUUCUCGCAGCUGCACACCUGUCCGCACUGUUCCCGCGGUUACAAGCGUCACACAUCGCUGAAGGAGCACAUUAAACUACGCCAUGAAAAGAGUGAGGACAACUACUGCUGCUCCCUCUGUAGCUACACCUUCACCUACCGCACGCAGCUCGUCCGUCACAUGACCGCACACAGACACGUCCGGGAGCAGCGGACUAUUUCUCAGUCAGGCGGAAACAGAAAGUUCAAGUGUACACAAUGCCCCAAGGCCUUCAAAUACAAACAUCACCUAAAGGAGCACCUACGCAUACACAGCGGUGAGAAGCCCUAUGAGUGCUCUAAUUGUCAGAAGCGUUUCUCACACUCGGGGUCCUACAGCUCUCACAUUAGCAGUAAGAAGUGUGCGAGUGUGACCCCUGUGGUCAACGGCCUUCCUCGCACACCUGGAGUGAAAACGGCUCUUACUGUUUCUCGCCCCACACACAUCCUUCUAAAGGAGAAGGUGGACAUUAUCAACAAGCCUCUGCAAGAGCAGCUCCCCCUGAAACAGAUCAAACAGGAGACUGUUGAGCAGCAACCUAAACCUGUGCCAGCAACGCCCACGUUAGCUGCUGCCACUACCAAUGGAGUCGUGGCUCCGCAAGGCGUCGUCCAGACAUUGGUCCUGCCCACUGUCGGGCUUGUCCAGCCAAUCAGCAUCAACCUUAGCGACUUACAAAACGCGCUGAAUGCAGCAAUGGAUGGUAAUGUCAUCAGGCAGUUGUUGACUAGCACCAAUGCAAACGGAAUGAGUGCUAAAAUCAUAGGUCAAGUGCCAGCGCAGGCUCAAGCUGUCGUGUUGCAGCCGCAGCAGACGCAGCCGCAGGUGAUCUCUGCCAUCUCUCUGCCGGUUGUGGGACAAGACGGAAAUGCCAAAAUUAUCAUCAACUACAACCCUCAGCUGGACUCACAGCUCAAGGCAGUAAAAGUGAACACAACGCAGCCCACAGCAACACAAACCAGUAUUGCGCAGGCAAAAUCUACCGUCUCCAACAUCGCACAGCCAAACGUGGUGCAGCUUCAGUCGGUACAGUCCAACUCGACUGAAACCCAAACAUCAGGUACCCCAAAACCUACACAGGUAAACAUCAUUAAACCAGUCCAAUCUGGAAACCUUAGCAAACCGGCGUCUAUAAUCAAGAUAACGCCUGCGCAGGCUGCCAGGUUGGUUCAAGCUCGGGCAGCACAACCAAAGCUCACCCAGCAAACUUUACUGCUGGUGAGAAGGGCGGAUGGGACGCAGAGCCUCGUGGUGCGACAAAUACCUGUCACCAAUUCCAACACGCAGAGCACUGAGACUAAAUCAUCCCCAGAGAAGAUUACAAACACUCCUCCGGCAGAGGAGACAACUGAAAAUACAGGUUCGCUGGGGGAUAAAUGUGAAAAACAAAACCUGACCGCCCCACCAGAAAUCAAAAUCAAACCCGAACCGGCCUCUCCGUCCAAGAUCCAGCCCGAAAUGGAGAGUGAGGAUGAAAAAGAGAUGCAGACAGGUGAAAAUGAAGAAGGAGGGAAACAAACAACAGUGACAACUGAGCCAGUCGCACACUCUGGAACGGUUCACAGCGGUGUCGCCUGUGGAGAUAACUUCCAUAAUUACGCGACGUGUCUGCUUUGCGACAGCUCCCUGGGCAAACGUAAGCCUUCGGACUGUCAAGAUAGUGAUGCCAAAGCGUCGCCCACAACUAUAUCUCUCUCCUCUCUAUUGGAUAAGGAUAAGAGUGGAGCGGCAGAACGCCUCCUUCCUCUUCUGAAGGCCUACAGUCAGAACCCAGAGCCUAGCGAGGAGGAGCUGUCUCAGGUGGCCAAAACAGUCAGGUUACCUCUAGAGGCGGUCAACAAGUGGUACCAGAAGAUGCGCUCUAAGAGGAUACUGCUCCAGGCUGCAGGCAACCUGAAAAACAACCAAGAGAAAAUUAUACCAUCUGCUGUACCUGAAGGAAUGAGCCCCACUCAAGACACCUGCACUCCCACUCAACCCCUUGAAAGCACCUCAGGGGACACCCAAAAUGGAAGCUCCACUUCACCCGCCUCCCCUCCAGCCAGCAUCUCCACCGAUGAGCUUGUCAUUGUAAAGACAGAAGAUAUGGAGGAGGAGCUGCAGUGUGAACCGCUGGAUCUCUCACUCCCAAAGUCCAGCCCCGCUCAAGCCAGCACCACAGCUAAGCUGCCGGUCUCCACCCAAAAGGAACCGCUCAACCUCACCUGCCUCAAGAAGCAACCGUUGCCAAGCAACACCAUCUAUGUGACGCAGGCCGGCACGGGUCCAUUAAACAUUGUGACAACCCCAUUGCCAACGCUGGUUGCCAUAGCAGAGCCAGGAGGUGUUCCGUGCAUUGGCACAGCAAUAUCCGGUAACAAACGAACCAUCCUCAUCCCUCAGCUCACCUACACCUACACCACCAGCCCCAGCGUCAAAACUCCUGACAACUCCCUGACAGACACAAAGGGGACGGUGAUACUCAACAGCUGUCCGAAGGUGGCGGACACCGCUUCUGACUGCGUGUCAGAAGACCAGAAUGAUGAAGACUCACCUCUAAUGAAGAAGAAGAGGAAGACUGUCGGUGGCCUGUACGCCUGCGAUCUGUGUGACAAAAUCUUCCAGAAGAGCAGCUCACUGCUGCGACACAAGUAUGAGCACACAGGUAAGCGGCCUCACGAGUGCGCCAUCUGUAAUAAAGCUUUCAAACACAAGCACCACCUGAUCGAGCACACGCGACUACACUCCGGAGAGAAGCCCUACCAGUGUGACAAGUGUGGGAAGCGCUUCUCUCACUCAGGCUCUUAUUCUCAGCACAUGAACCACCGAUACUCCUACUGCAAGAAAGACACUCAUGAGCUGCCAGAGCAGGUCAGCACCUCCACUCCUCCCUCUCAGCUCGAUUCGGACGAGAGAGAGAGCGACGGAGAGGAGGAGGAGGAUUUGACCGCUCUGGACAUGAGCGAUAUCAGAGUGGUGCGAGUGGGAGAGGAAUAUGAGGAUGAGGAGAGCUGUGGAGAGGAAGAGCAGGACCGAGGACGUGAGGAGCAAGAGACAGAGGAAGGAGGAAUGGUGAUGGAGGUGGAGCUCGGAGAUACUGACACUUUGGAGGAAGAAACCGUUGAAACAGAAGAUGUUAUGGAGACGGAGGAGUCAAAGGAAGAGGACACAGUUCUCACAAAUAAUGAAGAAAACACAGAGAUGGCAUCCGAGGACUGAAGGAUGAACGCUCUUUUUCCUGUCACUCACAUGGGACUAAUGAAAGAGGUGACGAGCUCUUCAUCAUAAUCUUACAGUCGUCGGUUGCUAUGGAAAUGGUGUCUCAAGCUCUUUACUGUGUAUAAAACCCAGGUGUGCCUGAUUUACAAAACAAUAUUUCCUUGUUUAAAAAAAAAAAGAAAAAAAAAAGAGAGAGAACCCGAACCUCCAACUCAACUAGACUUCGUAGGACUUCAAAGUUUCAGUUGUUUGGCUUUGUUCCAUUACCGAGCCGCCCCUGGUAUGUCGAUUAAUCAGUGUUCACGUGUUUUUGUUGCUCUGUACAGUCAGAUUUCUAUACCUUUAUAUUUGCCAAUGAACUUUACGAAAAUCAGUAUUUUAAAGUUUUGAGAAACAAAACUAAAUUCUGCACUGCAGGUAUAGCUGGUUUACUUACGGGGGGUGAUUCUCAUGAAAACUGUCAAGAAGGGUCAUAUUUCACUUGAAAAAAAAAAAUGAUAUUUUGCAUGAAGAAAAUGAAGCCUAUUAUUAAAACCAUCACAGACAUUUUUUUAAUGAACAUUUUUAUUGUCUGAAACAUUUAAGAACAACUGCAAAUAUACACUGAUUUUAAUUUAUGCCAUAAAAUAUUUUAUUCAUGCUUUUUUAAAAAAAAAAUAUUGUGUCCAAACAGAAUGGUUUUUAUUACUGUAUUAAAUCACCUUACAGUAAUCAAUACUUAUUAAUAUGCUUAAUUGUCAAAAUCUGAUGCAAAAAAUGCUCAAUCUUUAAAGUAGACUAUUUUUUUUUUUAAUGCAAAAUAUAAUUUUUUUUUCAACUUGAUUUUUUUAGGGUGAAAUAUAACCUGGACAUUUCUUUGUGAGAUUAACCACAGAUACUUAAUGCCUCAAGUUUAAGAUACCAUUCAGUAUUUUGUCUUGUUAAUCAGGCAAGCUUUUGUUAGCAUUGCCUCAUUUUCCCAUCUGAUUGUUUAUCUGCCUUAUGAAGGAAAUUAAAUUGCACUUCACUAUUAAGAGCUCAUUUAUAAAAAGAAGAAAAAUGAAUUAAUUAUGGAAAUAGUCAUAGGAAUGCUUUUCAAUUAAUGCUUAAUUAAAUCGCUUGGAUAGAAUUUAAACUGGUGACUUGUAAUUAACUACUAAAGUGAAUAAUAAUUCAAAUCAGAUUCGAAUUCUAUUGAGAAAAGUCGUUUUGUAAUAAGCACUCCAAAAUAUUUGUCCGUAACUGUAAUGUUUUGAAAACAUACUUUUCACGAUCAUGACACCAUACAGAAAAAAAAAAAAGAAAAAAGUCAGGAAAAAAAGCGUCAACCUCAAAAGGCAGUUUCACCUGUUCUUUCAUUCAUAUUUGCGUGGCUUUAUGUUGUAAUGUGUCAGUCUGUGUUCAUAGGAGAUGCUCUGAGGAACUGCACACCCACAGCCUUAUGCAAGACCACCAAGCUGUAAGUGCCAUUUACAAACAUUAACAUAGUGCUCCACAGUCACACUGGACAAUCUAGAGUUUAUUCAGCUGACCAAGAAUUUAAAGAUGCAUAAAAAUGUCCACACUGGUCAAGGACACAGCGCAACAGAUUUGACAAAUUGACAAAAAUAUUUCAGUUUCUAACACUGCCCUCAGUUGUAAUCACAUGGCACACUGUCAAGCUGUUAUAGUUCAUGCUGGUUUUCUCUCUGAGCCCACUUUGGUGAAGAAUUGCCUAUUUAACUUUACUAAAAGAAAAAGAUAAUACAACAUAAGUAGCACCUCUAAACUAAACCAAAUCAAAUUCAAAAGAUUUAAAUUAGGUGAGGAUUUAAAUCAAGUCAUUUUCAUUCAGAAAUCCAAGAUUUUUAUGCUUCACUCUCCUUCUAUUUUUCUGUUUGGAAUCAUAUAAUAAUCUAAAACAAAUAGCCAAACCAAGUGAUGAAUACAAACCAAUUAGAAGCAGGUUAAGGAUUAUUUGAUGAAUGAUGAUGAAAGAAAUGUACUUGAAAUGUAUGAACCACAGGAUUGUAUAGAUUUUAUAGGAAAGCGCAAGACCUCCAAAUCAUAUUCAUCAACAAGUGUUCUCUCUAUUAUGAAGAUUUCCAAUGUGCACGGCCCUAUAGAUGAAACUAAAUCUAGCAUCCUAAAGCCAUGCAGAAGGCAAAUACGGACCGUAUGUAAUAUGACUGUGAAGUGCACGAUGAAAGCAGCACUUUGGAAGAGGCGCAUAGGAUUAAAAAUGUUUUAGUUGAUUGUGUCUGAGCAGACCUUACAGUAUUAUUAAUUUCAGUGUAUUUUGAAAUGUUUAUGCAUCUUUUUGUGUUUAUGCAUGUGUAUAUUGUGUAAUACCAUCAGUAUUAUUGUCACUGACAAAUGUUUCAUUUGUAGAACCUUUUAUAUAUGUCUUAUUUUUGUAUUGCUUUAUUUAUUGCGUGUGUGAUACACAACACUGUAGUUUAACACAAUGUAUUUUAGAAUUAAUCUCAGUGCCACGAAGGAGGUUAAACCCUGAUAUACAGUAUAUAAAGCUGAACUUAACAGUAUUCGUUUUAUCAUUUCAAGUUAUUUUUAACUCUCUAUCACAUAAAGUCAGUUAGGCAGACAUUUGUACCCAUUGCUUUGGUUUUUCUUACAUCUGAAGCUUUUCCAACAGCUUCACAGUAAUUAAUAAACCUGUGAUAAAGAGCAUGGAUUCAUGUUGUUGUACUGGUGUUGAAAUUGCCAUUUUGGAACCAAAAUUAGUCAAGCCAUUUUGUCUAUGUUUUUAUUUGUGCCAACUCUGCAUUGUGUGUAAAUGUCACAUUUUCCACAAAGUGAUGAACCUAUUUGUAGGAUUUUUCUUCCUUUGUUUCCUUUUAUGAUGCCCCAUAAAAUAAAAAGAAAUGAAGCACCA